Molecule: messenger RNA, 1216 nt
Organism: Ornithorhynchus anatinus (platypus)
Lineage: Eukaryota; Metazoa; Chordata; Mammalia; Monotremata; Ornithorhynchidae
Gene: CLEC9A
Product: C-type lectin domain containing 9A
Exons: 7
Coding region: 1-921 (306 amino acids)
Biological process (GO): receptor-mediated endocytosis
Cellular component (GO): cell surface; membrane
Source: RefSeq, a predicted model, not a curated record
AUGGCUAAUCUUCAUUUGCGAACAAUUGCAAGAAUGUCGGUAGAAGAUGUCUACAUCUUGAAGGAGCUUGCCAUCAUUCUCCCAGCAACGCCCCCUCUGCGGCCCUUUGCUGACUCGGCCAUCCUGCCAGAACCACCCGCCUCUCUCAUCGUUCCGGACCUCCAUCUGGGCAGGCAGUGUGGCUACUUGGAGGCCAUGCAAGACCAGGGCACCUAUGAUUCUUUGUACUGGGUUACCCCAGACCCACCUCCUGUGACGAGACCUAGCCUGAAGACAGGAACGUGGUGGCGGCUUCUUACGGUGAUGUCUUGGCUCUUCUGCCUGCCUUUGCUGGCUUCCACUGUCAUCCUGAGCCUCAAGGUCAUUCAGGCAUCGGAACUCAUCGGCAAGCAGGAAGAAAUCCUGGCAAACCUCUCUCUUCAACAGCGUGUCUGCUCUGAAAGGCUGCAGGUGUGCCAAGUUCAGAUCCAGAUGUCCACUAGCCCAGAAUCCAACUGCAGCCUCUGUCUGGAACCCUGGGUAAUGAACGGAGAAAGCUGUUACCUCUUCUUUGACGGGUGGAAGAACUGGGCUUCCAGCAGUGAGUUCUGCGUGCAGGAGAAGUCCGAGCUCCUGAAGAUUGGCAGCAAAGAAGAGCUGGCAUUUAUCAACCGGAAUAUUGAAAGAAAGAAGACAGGAUCCUCCUGGAGUUACUGGGUGGGGCUGACGCAGGAUAAAUGUUAUGGAGACUGGCGCUGGCGGGACAGCACCGUUCCCUCUUCUGACUUAUGGCCAAAUCAGCAUUCCUGGUCAGCUGGGGAAGCCUGUGGCCACCUCACCCGGGGUGCACUCUCCUCGGCAAGCUGCAGCAAAUGGAAGUAUUUUAUCUGUGAAAAAUGUGCCAGCUCUGCGAGGGGACUUCCAGCUGGAUUAACACCCUGACACCAGCCAGAUGCCAGCAGGAUCACAGGGCAGCUGGGCCCCUGGGGCUAGUCCUGUGGGACUGUCCACCUCCCAUCCCCAUCCCUGCUCCAUCCAAACCACCGACUCUUAUCCUAUUGUGGCUGAUGGUCAUUGUCUGAAGGUCGGCUCGGGCGAGAGGGAGAAUUUAUUUCUGCCCAUGUAAGAGGCAGAAAGGGCAAAGCAGAGGGUGAGAGAGAGAAAGAUGUUUAUGGGGUCAGUAAACCCUAAUCUGAAUUGCUUCUCUAUCCUUUCAGAUUUUUGAUUUCCUUCUCAA